CUUGACGUUUACAAAUGACGCUGUAUUCACUCUGUCGUAGACUUAGGUGUGACCACUGUGGAGAAUAAUACCAACCAUGAGACGGAAUGCCGGAGCGACAGCGGCGCUUCUCCAGAAAGCGAACAGCCAGCUACGUGGAGAGAAAAUAGAAAAACCUGAAGAUGAGUUGAAUGCCUACAUCAGCUCAUUAACACAGAAGACAGUGAAAUCUCAAAAGUCUGUCAACUUUGAAGACCUUGGGGAAAGCAUCUCUAUAAGCAGUGAUAUUGAAGAAGUUAAACCCCAGGCAGUUGCAUCAGUUGGAAGCAAGUUCUUGAAAAAGAAGCCUGGCCAAGAUACAACAGACUCAAGCCCAGCAGGAAAUAACAAUACAGCUGGCAGCAAGUUUUUGAAGAAUCCCCAAACAUCUGCUGUGUCUCCAAGUCCAGCGGCUUCAACAGUAAAACCCAGGUAUGGUGGUCAGUCUGCAGCCAGUUCAGGUCAGUCGUUUGGUCGCCCAGGCAGUCAGCAGUCAGGUGGACGGCAGGUGUCAAGCGCCCUGGACAAGGCUUCAGCCUUGACCGGCAAGUUCCAACAGAAAUCUGCUGUCAGGAAGUCGUACACUCUGGACUCGGAGAGUGAUGAGAGUUAUGGCAACUUGAAGCUGUCAGCUGUUGGUGAUCAGCUGUCAGACUCAGUCACAACUGAGAGUGCGAAGAUUGGACGAGAUGGUGGGAAGUUCCUGAAGAAAGCCACUCCCUCCCUGGCAGCAGCCACACCCACUCCGGCAAGGGAGACAACUAAACAAAAUGAGGCAACAAAACCAACACAGCCAGGUUCGGGCUGGCGGCCAGGACAGAGUGCUACAACACCACAAAAGAAAGCUUCCCCCUUCCAACUGAAGAGCUCUAUGAAGUACUCAACCGAUGUUAUUCUUACCUCCGAAGAGGAGAGCCUGGCAGAGUUUGUGGGUGGUCUCCCUUCCUCCUCUGACAGCAUGGAUAAACCAAAGCAACAGCACAAACGUCGUCCAGCUCGGCACACCCCCUCCCCACCACUGAAAGUUGGACGUGGCCACCGAAGCCCCUCCCCUACUGGUCAACCAAAGCCCUCAGCUAAGACCCCAAGCAAGCAUCGCUCCCCCUCACCCCAGAGUAAGCCUCCCAUGAUUCGCCGUACCCCCUCCCCGAGCCCCAGGGCAGGGGACAGGAACUCCCCAGGGUUAAGGAGAAGGUCCCCCUCCCCAAGAGUGUUGAGGUCAUAUUCAGAUGAUUCCAAUGUAGCAGACUCAAUCAUUGACGAAGUGGCGGAGGAGUUUGACUUCGGAAUGAAUGACUCCAUGCAAUCUCCAAGAAAACAUGUUGUGAUAAUGGACCUUGAUGAUUUGGGACCUACAGUCGAGGAAGACCUCCCACCAAGACCCGAGACCCCGCUCUCCCGCAGUGACUCGCCUGUACGCUCUACUGCAAGAAAAUCAUCCAGAUCAGGGGCCAAAUCACCGAGUCAAGGAAAGAAAAAAGAUAAAGGGAAGAAAUCUGUUGAAAAAGAUACUUCCCCGUUUAAGGCUAGUGGGAAAAAGGACAAAUCACCAUUUAGAGCGAAUGAACCUAGCCAAUCACCGUUUAAAGCAAAUGACAGAGAUUCCCCAUUUAAAGCGAAUAUGGAAAAUAAAUCUCCUUUCCGUGCGGCUGAAAAUGCGAGUCCCUUCAGGGCAAGGUCAGAUGAUUCACCAUUUAGAGCGAGUAACGAAGGGUCAGUGUUUAAAUCUUCGCAUGUAGAGAAUUCUCCUUUUAAAUCAGGCAAAAGUUUGAAGAAAGGAAAAGAUAGAAGUGAAAAGUCAGAAAGGUCUGAUGGUAGGUCGAAAAAGAAGGGGAAAAAGUCGGAAAAGUCUGGUAAAAAGAAAGACAGUGGUAAAGAUGAUGACUUUUUCGGUACAUUUAAUCUUCAGACCGUUGAUGACUUGCUUGGUCAUCAGUCAGGAAAAGACAGUGAAUAUGAUGACUAUGUUAAAAGUGAAAUUGAAGAAGUGCCGAGUGAAAUUUCUGAAAUACACACUGAGCAUACUAAAACUAACAUCAGAUAUGAUGACAGUGCAACUGAAAUACCGUCAGAAAUCGAAGAUGUUCGACCAACUGUGGCAACAUACACUGAUGAUUUUGACAGUGUCUCUGAACGGAUAGGUUACAGCAGUGAUAGGCGUUACUCUUCGGCGUCGGAAGUGAAAACUCGAUACAGUGGGGAGGAUUCGGUGGCCAGUUAUACGGAGUACAGUACGGAAUCAGAUACCGAGACCUACACAGAGACAAGGUCAAAAUCAGAGCAGUCAGAAUAUGAUUCAUAUUCUGAGGACUUUACUAAAAGCCUGGUGCCCUCGAACACCACACGAUCUGACGUCACCCCCAGACCACCUCAUGGGAUGGCCACAGAGGGAGUCCAGACCUCUCUAGAGGGGCUAUUGUUCUCUUGGAACCCGCAAGGGACUGGGCUGUCAUUUCCAGGUGCGCCCUAUGGGCUUGGCUUCGUAGACCCCACACCCAUAGCAGCACACAUGGUCUCAGCCGAUGCACUUGAAGCCAUGACGUCAUAUAGCCCAGCCAUGUUAGCCCUCCAUGACAUGUUAAAGUCACAGCUGGACCUAACGAGGGAAUUUAUUGCCAUGCAGAAACACAUACAAACCCAGACGACAGAAAAAAUCCAGCCUCGGUACCAGUAUACUACACUCGAAGAUACUAAAAAGUAUAUCAAACAGCACAAGAAAAAGAAGCUUUCCUUUAAAGAAGCCCUCAGACUUGUGGAUAUGGACACAGCACGGCAAGGCAAGCGAUCCUGAUGUCUCUCAAAGUCAUUGAAAUGGAUUCAAAUUUUGAUUUAUUUUGUUAUAGGCUAGGAUGAUGAAGUAGCAUUCACACUCCUAUAAUGGACAUUCUUGCAUACCGGACGUGUGUUUCCGGUCAUGUGACCGGUGCUGGAAAAACUCAUCUUACACCCCCCAUGUAAGAUGAGUCACGCAACAACGCGCCACUUCUUAUUUCUUUUAUUGUGUAUUUUAUGAAAAGUAUAUUAUGCAAUUUCAAUAAAGCGGGAUCAAAAAUAUAAGUAUACAAUACUUUUAAUUAAAAUUGAAAAUAAAUACUCAUAAAAGCGUGAUUUUAAAGGAACUAUUUGACGGUGAUAGUGAUUUAAAAUUACUGCGCUUUAUGACGUCAGUACACAACAUCGCACGCGCUUUUUAGUGAAAUGUACAAAAGUGCGUUUUCUACGUCAAUUUUUCCACAAAUUCAUAAUUUUAGGUAUGCAAGAAAAAAUAUCAAUCAUGUUUUUCCGGUCCGGAUAAAAAAAAAUCCGACCCUUGGGCAUGCUGCAUGACCAGUAAAUUGGCAAGCCUCGUUACCGGCUUACGCGCGUGCCCUCGGGUUGGAUUUUUCUAUCCGUAACGGAAACACAUGAUAGAUACUUAUAUACCUGUAUGGAAAAAGCUGUCUAGUUAUAUUCAAUUCUGUCAGCUUUAGACUCGCAGCUUAUGCAAUCUGUCUGGUGUAAGAGUCCUGGUGUAAUGGUAUUAUAUCACCUUGAUUUUACUUGAAAGGUUUGUUUUUCCUGUGUUUGCUGUGUGUUUUUUAAAGGCGCACAAUAUAGGCUGAUGCCCAAAACAUUUUUUUCAAAUUUUAAUGCAUUAGUGUGUUCUACUGAUUUGACUUUUAUGUUGAAAACAAAAAAAUGCAUAUGAUUAAGGUACAGUUAUAAAAUAUAUUAGCAAUGUCUUGGUUCUUUUUUUACUGGGGAUUUGUGUCAAGUAGCUAUUACUUCAAAAAAACACAUUUAUAAGGCUAAAGUUAUUUAUCUGUAGUUAAAUCGUCUGCUUUUUUGUUUUGAAGGCAAGAAUGUGAGUGUCAGGCUGUUGUAUACAAAAGCUUUGAACAGUGAUGAUUUUGGUACUGUUUACCAUAGGCAGUAAGUUGCAGGUUGUGUGGUGAAAAUGUUUGCGUCAAUGCUCUGUUUGCAAAAAUAAUAUAUUGUUUCAUGAUAAUCCACUUUGUCAAUAUCAUAUCUUGUUUACGGUAUUAUGGCCUGCUAUACGUGUAUGAUGACCAAAUAAAAAAACUGUGAUAUUUCUAGUAGAAUAGAAAUUGUUUUUGAUAUCUUUGAUGUCAUAACAUGUAUUUUUUACACAGACACUCUAGUUUUUAUAACAAGUA
This is a messenger RNA of Mya arenaria, 4175 nucleotides long. RefSeq names its product serine/arginine repetitive matrix protein 1-like. The record is from RefSeq and is a predicted model, not a curated record. The transcript is spliced from 12 exons. Bases 77 to 2809 code for a protein of 910 amino acids. Lineage: Eukaryota; Metazoa; Mollusca; Bivalvia; Myida; Myidae.